This is a messenger RNA of Symbiodinium natans, 1212 nucleotides long. The record is from the annotation of a GenBank genome assembly. Lineage: Eukaryota; Dinophyceae; Suessiales; Symbiodiniaceae.
AUGCGACGCUUCACUUCCUUAAUUGGGAAGCUUCCAAGCUCGUACUCGUACACGUGGCCCCUGCAGCUGCGGUGGAUUUCGGGUACAUGGCAGGUGAGCUCUCACGGACGGGUUCAAAACUCCAAGGGUUGGAUUAGUUCCGGUUCCUUGAAGUGCUCUGGGUAUUGUUGCGUGCGCAUCGGAGCGCAUAGCUACUACGUGCACCGCCUCGUUGCCGCUGCGUUUCUGGAUCCUUCACAAGAUCCGCGGUGUUGGCAGGUAAACCACUGUGAUGGAAAUCCUUCGAACAACCAUGCGGCCAAUUUGCAAUACGUGACCCCUUCUGAUAAUUUGAAGCAUGCGUGGGCAACCAACUCGAAUCGGAAGUGUGCAGCCUCAAAGCUUGGCAAGGCGGUGGAGUGGCGACGGCUGGGAGAUGAGGCCUGGGUCUGGUGUGCAUCGCAAGCAAAGGCUGGAAGGCUUUUGGACGUAUGGCCGGCCUCGAUCUCCCAAGCCUGUCGAGGUUUGGUGAAGAAGUGUAGAAGCAAACUGGGCGAUGAAGUGUACGAGUUCAGGAGACCUGAACAUGUCGACCGUGGCGACGCUCCCUCUGAUGAGAUCUGGCGACACGCUGCAUACGUCGGUGAUCAUGCUGACCUCAUUUGUAACCUCAUGGUGAGCAGCCACGGACGGGUUUCACAGUGCUUACAUGGCAGAGACGUCAUGAGCUUUGGCACACGACGAAGAAACGGAUAUUUCGUGGUCACGAAGGGAGGACGGUACAUGCAGGUGCACCGCCUGGUUGCCGCAACAUUCCUCGGCCAACCAAGCUCGCCAGAGCUACACGUAAACCACAAAGACUUGAACCGCGGAAACAACCACGUGAACAAUUUGGAAUAUGUAACACGGUCUGAGAAUGUGAGGCACGCUUUCAUGCAUCGAGCAGGAUGGCAACGCCCAAGGAUUGGCAAAGCGGUCCGAGUACGACUUCGGUCAGGUACGGGGGCUUGGCAGGAGUUUGCCUCAAUCAAAGCUGCAGCCUCUUAUACAGGAUUGGAUCCAACACGGAUUUCUCUUUUAUGCAAUGGCCGAGAUGAUAAUGCAGGCUGGGAAGUCCGGUUUGCCUUUCAAAACACGUUCCCUGGUGAAGAAUGGCGACCCGUGCGGCUUGACGGUGCACGGUGUGCUCAGGUCAUGCCAAAAGGUCGUCGACAGGUCGAGGUACUGCAAUAG